CCUUUAUAACUGCCGCCAGGCUCGCGGCUCGGCAGAGCAGCGCGGCCACGCGUCCCCAACGUCCCCGAUCGCGUUCCCCAACCGCCACCGUGUACCCGGGACGCCAUGGGGGGCCCGCGCUGUGCCCCGCUGCUGCUACUCCUGCUGCUGUCGCCGCUGCUCACGCCGCCCGCCGGGGAUGCCGCGGUCAUCACCGGGGCUUGCGACAAAGACUCGCAGUGUGGAGGAGGCAUGUGCUGCGCUGUCAGUAUCUGGGUUAAGAGCAUAAGGAUCUGCACACCCAUGGGCCAAGUGGGAGACAGCUGCCACCCCCUGACUCGGAAAGUUCCAUUUUGGGGGCGGAGAAUGCAUCACACUUGUCCCUGCCUGCCAGGCUUGGCGUGUUUACGGACCUCUUUCAACCGGUUUAUCUGUUUGGCCCGGAAGUGAUCCCUCUGAAGCAGGAACUUGAAGUAUGAACCUCCCCUGCACAAUGUCUGUCAAGUCUCACUUGUGAGUGUGUCAAACAAAGAAUAUGCCAGAAAGAAAUGCUCUCGCUUCCUCAACUUCCCAAGUCACAUUUUAAGGUGACUUUUUUUUUUUUUCUUUUCGAAGGAGGGUUUUGAUUUUUGGAUAGACAUAUAAAGGGCACAGCAUCCUGGAAAGACUUCUCAUUUCCCUGUUUAUGUUUCGGCUUGACAUUUUUUUUUGAAUACCAGUAACAACCGUGUUCACAAACAGGAGAAUAAGAGUAGGUAUUUUGUUGCAGAAGCUUUGUUUUUGUCCUUUGCAGCCCCUCUGUCCAUCCUGCUGAGCGCACAGACAUGCCCUCCCUUCAGAGGCUCUGAUGGUCCUCACUUUAGCCUAACGUUCUAAAGUGGGGUCUCUACAGCCCCCUGGCUUGCUGGUAGACCUAGUAAGGAGGCUCAAACAGCUAGCUCUGUUCUCAUUUGGUGGCAAGAGGGUGCACUGGAACCAGACACUCCAGACGGCUCUUUGGGAGCAGAAGUUGAGAGUGCUUCUGGGAUUUUUCCUGCACCCAUCUCGCCCAGGGGCUUUCAGUUCUGCCCUUUAACUGCUGGGAGGACAAAAUUAAUGGGACACUGGAGGAAUGUGGUCCGUUUUUCUAGAUUUGUUUAAGCAAAAGGCGUUUUCUCCCUAAUGAAAUAUUACAUUUCUUUUUUCAUUGAAGAUCUUUUUUUUUUUAAUCUUCUUGUUGGAGACAUUCUAAGGAAUGUUACUUGAGGGUGAAGCAUUGAUUUUCAUCUGGCAUGACAGGCGUCAUCAUUUAAAAAUCGGUGUUAAGUUAUAAUUUAAACUUUUAUUUGUAAUCCAAAGGUCUAUUGUAAUGGAUUUCCUGAUAUCUUGACAUUUGUACUGGUAUCACUAUUUCUAUG
This is a messenger RNA of Microtus ochrogaster (prairie vole), 1376 nucleotides long. RefSeq names its product prokineticin 2 (gene Prok2). Gene Ontology annotation, biological process: endothelial cell proliferation. NCBI's taxonomy places the organism in Eukaryota, Metazoa, Chordata, Mammalia, Rodentia, Cricetidae. The record is from RefSeq and is a predicted model, not a curated record.